Molecule: messenger RNA, 1850 nt
Organism: Zeugodacus cucurbitae (melon fly)
Lineage: Eukaryota; Metazoa; Arthropoda; Insecta; Diptera; Tephritidae
Product: zinc finger and BTB domain-containing protein 41
Exons: 2
Coding region: 212-1711 (499 amino acids)
Biological process (GO): regulation of transcription by RNA polymerase II
Cellular component (GO): nucleus
Molecular function (GO): DNA-binding transcription factor activity, RNA polymerase II-specific; RNA polymerase II transcription regulatory region sequence-specific DNA binding
Source: RefSeq, a predicted model, not a curated record
ACUAUUGUGAAUGGCAUAUUUUAUGGUAUUUGUCAAAUAUGUAUGCUUUUGACAGAAGACACUUGAAAUAGCGAAGCACAAAUUAAUUGGUGUUUAUUUUUCUUCGGUUGGAAUUUUGUAAAAAGAAGCAUUUCAUUGUCGAGGAACAAAUUAAGGGAUCUAAUAAGCGGCAGCGAUUGUCAGUUCUUUGUAUACUGAAAUUUGAGAACCCAUGUGUGCGGCAAUGGAGUCUUCUAAAUUGCAAAUGGUUUCAUUUAACGCCGAACAAAUGGAUGCUGUUGCAAGGGCUCUUAGGAUUGUAGCAGAUGAAGUUUAUGAGCAACCCAAACUGGAACUUAUAUCCUAUGAGCCGGAGGAAGUAAUCGAACUUCUAAGUGAAUCGGAAAAUGCCGGCGAUGAGGAUGAUGGAUCGGAUUGUGAAAUAUUUGGAAAGAUGUGUGCAAAUAUAGAAGAAAUAUCGGAGAAUAAUACCGCAUACGUUGAAAAAUUUGAGCCCGAAGUUGAGCGAAUGGAUUCGGCACCUCAGGAAAGCAAUGUAAUUGUGGGAAAAUUUACUGAUCCAGCAGUUUUAAACAAUGAUAACUUUAUACCGCUUAAUGCAGGUUAUAAAGAAACGGGGGAACAAAGCACGUCGGGCCUAGACUCAUUUAAUGAAAUUAUAGAUUUGGAUGAUAGUGACAAUGAUUCAGUUUGCAGUGGUAAUGGUGCAAAUAAUAAUGUAUGUCCGAGCAAUGCUGAGCUGUCAGAUGAGGAUGUAAAGGAAAAAAAGUGUAUCGUUCUUUUAGAUGACGAUUCAAACGAUUCUAAUCAACAAUCGACAUCAAAGGAUGCAGGUCAUCAAAAAAAUUCACAUAAUUUAGACGCGUUUUUAAAUUACAUAUGCCCACAAUGUGGGGUUUCUUGUGGAAAUAUAAAAAAAUGGAAUGCUCACACGGAUAUUGUGCACAAUUUUCGUUCCAUAUCAAUGCUCAAUUUAAAGACAGUGAUAAGUCGACAAGGUCAAUUAUUAUAUGAGUGCAACACGUGUGAAAAAAAAUAUAUUUCAGAUGCUGCAUAUGGUAUUUUAUUAAAUCAUCGUAUUCAACACAUGACGAUACCAAACUUUUUGCGAUGUCGUUUGUGUGAGGAGAGAUUUUCUUCGCGUCCCUUGUUUUUAAAACACUUUAGAAAAGUGCAUAAAAAGAUUGCUUUAAACAAAUUAAGGCGCUCAGACUCAGCAAGAGGCCAUAUACGAUUCCUGUGCCCGAUUUGCAAGAAAAAAUCGGCAAACUUGCGAGAAUGGAAAAGCCACCUAGAAAUAGAACACGAUUGGGCCAAUAACCUAGACGAAAAAGUCAAUUUGAUUAGAGACAAUUUAGUAGAAUGCAAAACAUGUCUCGCCAUUUUUCGUUCAAAGCAUAGUCUUUGGCAUUUAGUGCGUCACGAGGAGCACAAUGCUUUUCAUUGCAAACUGUGCAAGGAACUGAGUUCAUAUAAUAUACAUAAAGUUGCUAAACACAUACGGAUUGAGCACCUUAAAGAGAAAUGCACACAGGAAUAUCGUUGUAAUUAUUGUGAUAAGGUAUUUUCAAACAAUCCUCGCCGGAUUUGUCACAUGAACGAAAUGCAUACAAUUCAAAAAUUAUCUUGUGAGAUAUGUGAUAAGGAAUUCAAUUCAAGCGCUCGCCUUUUGGCACACAUGGCUAAGUUGAACCACCAAAGAAUCAAAUAAACAUAUUCCGAUAUUUGUAUAAAAACAAAUGAAUGAAAACAGCAAAGAUUAUAAAUAAGUUAACGAAUUAUAUAGAAGUUUGCCAUAGGUUGACUAAGCUUUACUAUGACAUUAAAUAUAAUUUAUAGGAUUUAUUGUA